Eruca vesicaria subsp. sativa (arugula) is the source of this 459-nucleotide messenger RNA. NCBI's taxonomy places the organism in Eukaryota, Viridiplantae, Streptophyta, Magnoliopsida, Brassicales, Brassicaceae. The record is from the annotation of a GenBank genome assembly.
AUGAAACCUCUCAGAUUACACGACAGCGACCUCGUGAUAUUACCCAUAAACGACAACCUCAAUGUCGAGCUAGCAGAAGGCGGGUUACACUGGAGCUUACUCGUUUACUACAAAGAAGCCAACUCGUUUUUCCAUCACGAUAGCUUUAUAGGAUCGAAUAAAUGGAGUGCGAAGCAGCUCUACAAGGCGGUUUCUCCAUUUGUGUCUGAUGGAGAUGCGACGUAUAGAGAGUGCAGUGAUACACCGCAGCAGAAGGAUGGGUAUGAUUGUGGUGUGUACCUUCUUGCGACUGCUCAAGUUAUUUGUAAAUGGUUUAGCUCUGGAGGAGUGAAGAACCGGGAUGAGCUGUGGUUAAGUGAUGUGAAGGAGACUGUACCGGAUGUGGUUAACAAUUUGAGGGAGGAGAUAUUGGGGAUGAUCAAAAGGUUGAUGUCUGAGAAGAGUGCAGUGAGUAAAUGA